Molecule: messenger RNA, 7648 nt
Organism: Diabrotica virgifera virgifera (western corn rootworm)
Lineage: Eukaryota; Metazoa; Arthropoda; Insecta; Coleoptera; Chrysomelidae
Product: zinc finger protein 91-like
Exons: 12
Coding region: 1212-5717 (1501 amino acids)
Biological process (GO): regulation of transcription by RNA polymerase II
Molecular function (GO): DNA-binding transcription factor activity; RNA polymerase II cis-regulatory region sequence-specific DNA binding
Source: RefSeq, a predicted model, not a curated record
AAGGCCUCCUUUAAAGAUUUUCAAAUGAAAUAUAAAGAAAACCUAUGGAUCGGUUGGGAAAAUCGAUUCCAACAAAUAGGACAGGCAAAAGGAAUUACUUAUUGCUCACAAGUUACAGUACCAUAUAAAAAGGCAUGGUUUACAAAAUUUCCCAACCUGGGGAGAGGUAUAAUCACACAAAUGUGUCGUAUGAGAAGUGGACAUUGUAGUGUUCCUGUACAUUUAUUUAGAUUGAAGGUAGUGAAUUCAAACCAGUGUUUAUGUGGCAGUGUAGGAACUUUACAACAUGUUUUAUUGGAAUGUACUAGGUUCCAAAGAGAGUCCCAGUUGCUUAGAAGGGAACUACAAGGUGAUCCGACAUUAACUGAUGUGUUGUUUAAAAAUUUAAACUCAAAGACAUUAAUCGCAGUGCAAAAGUUUUUAACAUCAACAAUGACUCGUGUGUAGCUUGCUUAAAAACUUUAUGACUUUAUGCUUGCUUGCAAUGCAUGUGCUUUGUGCUUAGUGCGGUUUUGCGUGGUAGUACUAGAACUAGACCAUUAAUAGUAGAACUUUAGUUAUGGAACUUAUAAACAAUUACAAAGUUUUUUUUUUAUCUCUUAAUAUUUCAGAUUCAGGAGCUAUGAGCUUAAGCCCAGAUGUACCUCAGGUACGGCUCUUGAAUAUUCAAGUCUAUAUUCACGGAUCCUGGCCGGAUAGCCCUGGCAGCUAAGGCCAUUCAAAUGAAGAGAAGAAGAACAUUGCGAUUGUUUAUUGUUAUUAUGUGUUAAGUUGUUUAGUUUUCACGUUUCAAUUCAAUUGUGCUGUUCGUGUCUUCCUCUCACUGGUUCUUGUUUAAGUUCAAUUCAACUCGACUAAAAUUCGGUCACCAGGUGUUAUGUGUUGUAGUUGUAUUGGAAACAUCCUCUACAGAAAACAUUAGGUUUGAAAAUCCCUUUCAAAAAGUUGAAGGCUGCAUCCAAGCAGAAUAUUAAAAGAAUUAGACAAUAGAUAUAAGUAUAGACACUAAUCGCUGAGGCAAGACAAAAGUGUUUCCUCUAGAGUUAACUAAGGACAUAACCCAUAAAAAGAAGAAAAUAUUGUGGGGUUAUGUUUUGACCUUGUUUCAUGUUAAUAUGGUUCUGAAUUGAAAAUAUAUUCUUAGUACACCACUUUGUAGACUUGGUUACUCUACUCUGGAGUAUAAACACAAUACUGAAACAGAUAAAAUCAUGUCUGAUCAAAUAGAAGUAAAACAAGAAUUUAGUGAAGUGUGUAAAAAAGAAGAAGACGAUGAUGAGGUGGGUGAUGCACUACUGGAUACCUUUAAAAUCGAGAUCAAGGAGGAGCCUAAGAGGGAAAGUGCCAGUGAUACAUUUGAUUCUGCAGACCUUAAGGAGUAUCCUAUAAAAACUGAAGAAGAACAAGAUGGUGUCUCUUGCGAAGACAUCCCAAAUUAUGUAAGGAACAUAUCAAAAUAUACUGGAAGUAAUUUGAACCGAAAUUUAACUGCUACUACGGAUGUGAACAUCGCAGAAAAUCAUUUUGAAUGUGAAAUAUGCUUGAGACAAUUAACAACAAUCUAUUCUUUAAGAGAUCACAUGAGAAUACAUACUGGAGAAAAACCCUUUAUAUGUGAAAUUUGCACCAAACAGUUUUCAACAAACAAAUAUUUAACAGCGCAUAUGAGAGUGCAUACUGGUGAAAAACCAUUUGGAUGUGAAAUUUGCACCAAACAGUUUUCAACAAAACAAGUUUUAAAAUCGCAUAUGACAGUGCAUACUGGUGAAAAACCUUUAACAUGUAAACUAUGCCCCAAACAGUUUUCAACAAACAUACAAUUAACUAGACAUAUGCGACUGCAUACCGGUGAAAAACCUCUUGCCUGUGAAAUUUAUAACAAAAAAAUUUCAGAAUAUGGCAAUCCAAAAUUACAUAUGCCAAUACACAGCGGUGUAAAAUCUUUUUCCUGUGAAAUUUGCGCUAAAAAGUUUGUACAAGCUGCUUCUCUAAGAAUACAUAUGAGAGUGCAUACUGGUGAAAAACCUUUCACAUGCAAAAUAUGCGCCAAAAAGUUUUCAGACGCACAAAGUUUAAAAUAUCAUAUAAAAUCGCAUACUGGUGAAAAACUCUUCACGUGUGAAAUUUGCAGCAAUCGGUUUCGAAAAAGUUCAGAUUUACAAAGACAUGUAAGGGUGCAUACUGGUGAAAAACCUUUCAUAUGCCAAAUAUGCAACAAGAAAUUUUCCCAACGUUCUAGUUUAAAUCAUCAUAUGAAAACGCAUACUGGUGAAACGUCUUUCACGUGUUAUAUACCAAGAAUAUCCGUUUUAGAACAUUCUAAUGAGGUGCUAAUAAUUAUGCCAAACAAACGAAAUAAAGGUAUUAGAGGCAAAUGGAGGGAAGAAAACAUGCAAAAUGCAAUAUUAGCUUUUGGAAAUGGACAAUCCGUUAAUUCAGCAAAAGCAUUUGCUCCAAGUAGCGUAACAGAAGAUAAGAAUGUUGAAGGUCCAGGACUACAAGAUAUUCUGCAACAUAAUGAAAAGCAACCAGUUAGAGUCAUCACUCCACCCCCAGGGCCAUCAAAUGUUAGUAGAAAACUUCCGGUAACCGAAUUAAGGGACAAUAGUGAUUCAGAGGAUGAUGAUGAGUCUGAAGCAAAUGAAGAUGAGAAUAAUGAAUAUGAAGAUGACGAAUAUGAGCCAACUAAAGAAGUUUCCUUUAAUGAAAUGCUUGAAACACCUGAAAUGGUACAUAAGUAUGGUACAAGGAAGAAAAAGACAGUAUUAAAUAGUCGCGCACAGGUCGUCACAAAAGACCUUUUUAAUAGGAGUACUGACUUCGUGCCAGAAAAAACUUUGACACCAAAAGUGUCUGAGAAAAAUUCUAAAACUAGGAAAGUCGAAAUACGAAGAAACGAACACAAAAGCAAGGAUGAAAGUGUCUCUUGCGAAGACAUGCAAAAUGAUGCAAGCAAUCUAUUAAACUAUACUGGAAAUAAUUUGAACAAAAACUUAACUGCUACUACGGAUGUGAAAACUGAAGAAAAUCUUUUUAGAUGUGAAUUUUGCUCCAAACAAUUAACAAGAAGUUCUACUUUAAAAAGACAUUUGAGAGUGCAUACCGGAGAAAAACCAUUUAGAUCAAACAGUGUUCACAUAGGUAGUUCUACUUUACAAUUACAUGUAAGAGUGCAUACUGGUGAAAAACCAUUUGAAUGUGAAAUUUGCAGCAAACAGUUUUCAAUCAAACAAGAUUUAAAAAGACACAUGAACGUGCAUACUGGUGAAAAACCAUUUGAGUGUAAAAUAUGCGCCAAACAUUUUUCAAGAAAGUCAGUUUUAAAGAGUCAUUUGACAGUGCACACGGGUGAAAAGCCUUUCACCUGUAACGUAUGCAGAAAACAGUUUUCACAUAGUUCUACUUUACGAGCACAUAUGACAGUGCAUACUGAUGAAAAACCAUUUGUUUGUGAAAUUUGCGCGAAACGAUUUUCAUUGAAGAAACAGUUAAAAUCACAUAUGAAGGUGCAUACUGAAACAUCUGCCGGAUACAGACUGCUAGAUCCUGUUACACACAAAAUUGAAAUUGCACGAGAUGUUGUAUUUUUGGAAGAAAAAAUGAAUGACAAACCGUUUGAAGAAAGAAGCAUGUCAUUUCCUCUUGAGCAGACUGACAUUGAAGUUGCAAUGGUUCCAAAGUUGCCUGAAGUUGAAACAGAUGAACCUGCUAAUCCUGAAACUGUUACAGUCCAAGAAAACAAUCAAGUUUCAAUUCGUCCAAGUACUAGUAAGAGUGUGAAUGAGAAUGAUUGUGGCGAGAAUGAAGCGAAUGAUUGUUUGGAACUUAGUACACCACUUUGUAGAGUUGGUUACUCUACUCUGGAGUAUAAACACAAUACUGAAACAGAUAAAAUCAUGUCUGAUCAAAUAGAAGUAAAACAAGAAUUUAGUGAAGUGUGUAAAAAAGAAGAAGACGAUGGUGAGGUGGGUGAUGCACUACUGGAUACCUUUAAAAUCGAGAUCAAGGAGGAGCCUAAGAGGGAAAGUGCCAGUGAUACAUUUGAUUCUGCAGACCUUAAGGAGUAUCCUAUAAAAACUGAAGAAGAACAAGAUGGUGUCUCUUGCGAAGAUAUCAAAAACGAUGAAUGCAAUCCAAUACUAAAAUAUCCCGGAAAAAACUUAAACCAAAAUUUAACUGCUACUAAGGAUAUGAACAUCGUAGAAAACCAUUUUGAAUGUGAAAUAUGCUUCAAAAAAUUAUCAACAAGAUUUUCUUUAAAAGAACAUAUGAGAGUGCAUACUGGCGAAAAACCCUUUACAUGUAAAAUUUGCACCAAACAGUUUUCACUAAAUAAUUACUUAACAAAACAUAUGAAGUUGCAUACCGGUGAAAAACCAUUUGAAUGUGAAAUUUGUACCAAACAGUUUUCAACGAAACAAGUUUUAAAAGGGCAUAUGAGAGUGCAUACUGGUGAAAAACUAUUUGAAUGUGAAAUUUGCACCAAACAGUUUUCAACGAUACAAGUUUUAAAAUGGCAUAUGAGAGUGCAUACUGGUGAAAAACCAUUUGAAUGUGAAAUUUGCACCAAACAGUUUUCAAUGAAGGCUAAUUUAAGAGUACAUUUAAAGUUGCAUACCGGUGAAAAACCAUUUGAAUGUGCAAUUUGCACUAAACGGUUGUCAAGCAAAGAAGUUUUAAAACGGCAUAUGGUAGUGCAUACUGGUGAAAAAACAUUUGAAUGUGCAAUUUGCACUAAACAGUUUUCAAGCAAAGAAGUUUUAAAACAGCAUGUGGUAGUGCAUACUGGUGAAAAACCCUUUACAUGUAAAAUUUGCACCAAACAGUUUUCACUAAAGAAUUACUUAACAAAACAUAUGAAGUUGCAUACCGGUGAAAAACCAUUUGAAUGUGAAAUUUGCACCAAACAGUUUUCAACGAAACAAGGUUUAAAAGGGCAUAUGAGAGUGCAUACUGGUGAAAAACCAUUUGAAUGUGAAAUUUGCACCAAACAGUUUUCAACGAUACAAGUUUUAAAAUGGCAUAUGAGAGUGCAUACUGGUGAAAAACCAUUUGAAUGUGAAAUUUGCACCAAACAGUUUUCAAUGAAGGCUAAUUUAAGAGUACAUUUAAAGUUGCAUACCGGUGAAAAACCAUUUGAAUGUGAAAUUUGCACCAAACAGUUUUCAAUGAAGGCUAAUUUAACAGUACAUUUAAAGUUGCAUACCGGUGAAAAACCAUUUGAAUGUGCAAUUUGCACUAAACAGUUUUCAAGCAAAGAAGUUUUAAAACGGCAUAUGGUAGUGCAUACUGGUGAAAAACCAUUUGAAUGUGCAAUUUGCACUAAACAGUUUUCAAGCAAAGAAGUUUUAAAACGGCAUAUGGUAGUGCAUACUGGUGAAAAACCAUUUGAAUGUGCAAUUUGCACUAAACAGUUUUCAAGCAAAGAAGUUUUAAAACGGCAUGAGGUAGUGCAUACUGGUGAAAAAUCCUUUACAUGUAAAAUUUGCACCAAACAGUUUUUACUAAAGAAUUACUUAACAAAACAUAUGAAGUUGCAUACCGCUGAAAAACCAUUUAAAUGUGAAAUUUGUACCAAACAGGUUUCAACAAAACAAGUUUUAAAACGGCAUAAUAUGGUAGUGCAUACUGGUGAAAAAACUUUCUCGUGCAAAGUAUGCUCCAAACAGUUUUCAUACAGGCCUAGCUUAACAGCACAUAUGAAAACACACUUGUGAUUAGGAUAAGGUCCGUACCUCACCGGGACGCCAUGGCCACCAUGGAUUGCCAAGAACGCUGCCCGUUUCCACCACAUUCGCUCUUGUUACAUAUACAUAGACAGAAAUGGACGUAGAGGAAAUCACACUGUUAUAUUAUUUUUAACUUGCUACUUAAGUCGCAAAAAUAUUAAGCAGAAGAAAAAGGAAAAAAUAUGGGUACAUCCUUUUAUACUAAAGCGAAACGAAAUUGGUGUUUUUGGCAAAUUAUAUGAAGAGUUCUUGAAAUAACAGAGUAAUCCUUUGUGGCACUGUUUCACAAAUAUAACCGACUUUCGGUCUCUACAAUAAACCGUUCGGAAUCAAAAUUCCUUUUGCUUUAUAUCUUUCCAAGUAACGACUGGUUGGCGACUGAAUGAGUGACGGUACGUACACUCUCGUUUAUAUUGCUGGUAUCGUCGCCAAGUGGCCAGGAUAGCCAGUCACCACAAGAGAAACUGUAGACAGUGGCGACGCCUCUAAUUCAGAUCCGUCGCCAAGUGGUUGCCAAGUGUGAUACCUGCCAUUCAUUUUAAAAGAAUUAAUUGGAAGCGUCGCCAUGGCGUCCCGGUGGCGAUUUUACAAAAUAUACCCGCUCUCAACACAAGCUCCGCCUCCUACGCAUACGUCGUCCACAUAACUGUAAGAAUCACCAUCCGCUCUCAACACAUCUUACAAAAUAUACUCGAUUCCAGCACAUAUGAGUCAAGUUAAUAUUUUUCGAGCUAUUUGCGAGUGAAUGAUAUGUUUUUCAACAACAAACACUAGUUUUUAGACGGUUUUCGCAAAUAACUCAAAAAGUAAGUUUUCUACCGAAAAAAAAUGUUUAGCAAAAAGAUAGCAUAGAAAAAAAGUGAAAAAAAUGAUGUAUAUAUGAAGUCUGUAUACCCAGUAGAAGCAAAGUUGUAGCUAAUGAAAAGUAGGUUCUUCGUCAAAUUCCAAAUCGAUUAUUUAAACGUGAAAUAACCGUUUCUAUGGUCAAGUAGGUAAGUUACGCUAAAAAUAAUAUUGGUCUCUUUUUUUUGUUUAAAAAAUGAUAAAGAUGGUUCUCUAAUUAGAAUCCGAAAUGAAAUGAAUCGUUCCUGCUUCACAAGCUACUUUACUUAUGUAUUGUUUAUAUCAUCUGUAAGUUUCAUCGGCUCAAAAUGCUCAUUAAAAAAAAAUGAUUUUAAAGUAAUUUUUUUUUAAUUUUGAAAAAUAUUUCUUUUUUCUUCAAAAUAGCUUAAAAAUUAUACGUGACAGCAAAAAUCUCAAGGAGUAAAAAAUGUAUGCUUUUCUUUUCUGAAUGUUUUGAAUUUUUUUGUUUUCAUGUAAGACAAAAAUUGGUUAAUAUAAAAUGUAUUGAUAGCGGGUACGGAUACUGGAUGACUUUUGUCUAGAAGGCGGAGCUUGUGCUGACAGUGGGUAUAUUUUGUAAAAUCGCGCCCCGGUGAUGUAUGGCCCUUAGAUCGGCACAGUGCUACUCUUGAAAAAAAAAACGUAUCAAAUAUCGGAUGAUUAUAUCCUAUUAAAUUUUUGUUAUUUUAUCAUAAAAUAUCAAAAUCUGAUUCCAACCUGUACAUACAUUUUGAUCCUUAAUAAAUAUUUUCUCAUGAAAUAGUUUUAGGCCGAAAUACCUAAAAAAACGUCGAUAGGACCUAGUGUGAUAAGAAUCCUUUCAAAAUAACGGUCCAAUACUUCAUGCAGUGAACGGUUCAUUUGAACCUUUUCCUUUGUGUGCUAGUUUAUAAUAGAAAAGAUAAUCGGCCAGAAUGCGCAACAAAGUGGCGGUAUCAAUAUUGGAUAUUUAUAAAUGUAAGAAAUUCGAGUAGCCGCUUUAAAGAUGAGCACGUUCCGGUAUUUUAACAUACUAUUAAUCACUUUUAUUAUUUUAAAAAUUUAAAAUAACAUUUUUUUGAUCCAAAACUGACGUU